AUGCUUGUCUCGUUAGAAGCAAAGCCCUGCCCAGCUUACCAGGACGCGCCACCCACACUCGACAUAUACCACGAGCUCUCCUCGACAAAGUUCCUGGGGACUUUGAGAACAAUGACCUCGCCCGUUGCUUACUCCCCGGUCCCGGCCCCGGCCACGCCGGUCGUCGAGAGCACAUCGGCGGCACAACCCAAGCCGCUGAACCCGGGGGUAUACCGCCCUGCCUCGCUGUCUCACCACUCCAUCUCGUCUAACGACGGGUCGUCUCCGCGCGUCGUUGCCAAAUUCAUCGUCAACACCGUUGCCGUAAUCCGCCUCCUGGCCAUAGGCUUCUCCAUCGCGCUGGUGGUUCUGCUCUUCAGCGACUACACGAAUCACAACCCCGGCGUCGGGUUCUUCAUAUUCCUGAUGUUCGCCCAGCUAUCCUGGCAGGCCUUUGCGCUGCUCAUGCAAGGCAGCCAUCGACGGAGGAGGAGUGAGCCAAAGAAGGAUCUGACCCUAGACCUCGGCUGCGUCAAGUGCAUCUUCGCGGGCCGGAGACGCGACAACCAAGAUGGCGGAGAUGGCGACGCGCUGCUCGGCUGGGUCCCGGGCGAUGCGGGCAAGAGACUUAGCCGGAGUGGUUUGAUUUACACCGCGUCCGACCUGUUAUUUGCCGUGCUCAUGUUUACUCUCGCCAUGAUCUCGGGAACCGACCCUUGGGCUUUGUUUUGGCAGCAGUCCUUGGCGAGGGCGGUUAGUGCUUUGGCGGGUGUCCUUACUGGUCUUGAGAUUAUUAUUGCGGUCGCGCAGCAGUUUACUAUUCUCAAGAGGGCCAAGAUCCAUGUGUCCUAUGAUGAAGAGGAGGAGGAUGAUAUCGCUUCCCCCAAGUACCGCAUCCGUCUCCCGCAGACCCCUGACAGAGCGCACCCUGCCAUGUCUGUUGCCGCGUGA
Messenger RNA from Colletotrichum truncatum, 930 nucleotides. RefSeq lists its product as uncharacterized. The record is from RefSeq and is a predicted model, not a curated record. Lineage: Eukaryota; Fungi; Ascomycota; Sordariomycetes; Glomerellales; Glomerellaceae.